Messenger RNA from Diorhabda sublineata, 702 nucleotides. RefSeq lists its product as uncharacterized. Bases 1 to 702 code for a protein of 233 amino acids. The transcript has a single exon. The record is from RefSeq and is a predicted model, not a curated record. Lineage: Eukaryota; Metazoa; Arthropoda; Insecta; Coleoptera; Chrysomelidae.
AUGAUGUGUUUGUUGUGCAAUAUAGUUUUAAGUACUUUAAAAAAAGCGAAUGCAAAUAAACACUACUUGACUCAUAAAGAACAUAAAUAUUUCGCUUUAGAAAGUGAAUCACGAAAAGCUGCACUUCAAAAGCUGAAAAAUGAGAAGUAUCAUCAGCAGGCAUCUUUUAGUGCCUUUGUAAAUCAAAAUUCCACUGCAGUUGCUGUUACCUAUAAAAUAACACAUAUACUUGGGAAAAGGGGCAAACCAUUUAGUGACAUUGAAAUAAUUAAAGAAUGUAUUGUUGAAGCAGUGAGUAUGUUAGAUCCAAGAAAUGUCGACAAAUACAAACAAUUACCUCCUUCAAGAAGAACUGUAACAGAUCGACAGCACGAAUUAGCCCAAAAUGUAACAGAGCAACUUCAUACAAUUAUACAAAAUGAAGAUGUUCAUUUUUCAAUUGCUUCAGAUGAAAGCACUGAUAAAACAAAUUCGGCACAAGUUUUAUAUUUUAUUCGUGCUAUAACUAAAGAUUUUCAAUGUUACGAAGAACUACUUGUGUUGGGUACACUAACUGGAAAAACUCGCGGAGCCGAUAUAAGAAGAAGGAUUGGUUGCUUUGUUAAAAAAGGAAAACUUGAAAAAAUUGAUAUCAUUUCACUGCAUUUUGCAUCAGCAAAAUCUUUGCGGAAAAUCUACCAUUUUGCAAGACACUCUGGAUAG